Messenger RNA from Cydia pomonella (codling moth), 843 nucleotides. RefSeq lists its product as uncharacterized. The coding region runs from base 173 to 757 and encodes 194 amino acids. The record is from RefSeq and is a predicted model, not a curated record. The transcript is spliced from 2 exons. NCBI's taxonomy places the organism in Eukaryota, Metazoa, Arthropoda, Insecta, Lepidoptera, Tortricidae.
GAUUUAUUUUAAAUUGAAGAGACGAAUUCUAUAAAAAGUAAACAAAAUAACUCGCAAAAUAUAGUUUUUUUUGAGUAUAUAGUAUGUAAAGUUAAUGUUACUGUCUGUUAGACGUCUACAAAAAACAGCAUUUAAAUACCUAGCCGAGAGCAUUAUUUGAGUAUCUAACAACAUGUUGAAGCAUACGAGUAAUAAUAACAUAGUAGAGCUGCAAGAUCUUUUGGACAGUGACGACGAAUUACCAACCAAUUAUAAUGAGGAUCCCGAUCUACCUGCCUAUCUUGAUGACCAGCGGUUUGAUGCAAUACAAUUUAACUGGAUAAAGAACAACAAAACCAGAAGUAUUCCUGUCAAACCACCAGUCACUCCUGUCAAGCCAUCGGUCGCUCCAGUCAACGCUGUCACUCCAGUCACAACAUUGGCCACUCCAGCUUCCAUCCGACAGCCCUCCAACACCCACCAGCAGGAAAAUUUACCACUACCUAGCAAGGACCGCAGCAAUAAAAACUUGAUCAAAAAGGGGAUUCUAAAUGAAGAGGACAUCUUUUGUAUGAAGAGUGUGGCUGCUCAAACCACUGACGAAGAAGCAUUGUUGUGGUUCAUUGACUUCCUCAUGCACAAAGACUUGCAGGCGGAUUAUAGAUUUUUGAAAAGCUGCCUUGUUCACCAAGGAAACUAUGGGAGACCUAAAACACACUAUUCACAAAUAUAUUCUCCUAAAGGUUUGAAGAAUUGCUUUGAGUUAGUUGUAAAAUAAGCUUUUGAUAAAAGAUUUCUACUGUUUAUGCUAAUAUUGCUAGUUAUGUAUGAUAUAGGUAUUAAAUUUAAUUUACAUGCAAAUAA